Opisthorchis viverrini is the source of this 336-nucleotide messenger RNA. RefSeq lists its product as hypothetical. The record is from RefSeq and is a predicted model, not a curated record. Bases 1 to 336 code for a protein of 111 amino acids. NCBI's taxonomy places the organism in Eukaryota, Metazoa, Platyhelminthes, Trematoda, Opisthorchiida, Opisthorchiidae. The transcript has a single exon.
AUGAACGCGCACGUGUUUGGAGCGAAAUCUUCGCUAAAGGAUGGGCGGAGUUCCCCUGAAGUGCCCUUACUGAAGUUGGUAUUCCAUCUUCUACUGGCAUUCAUCGUGCGUCAGAAUGAGCGGUCACAAACUCGAUUAUCAACUACAAAGUGGUUGGGUAUAGCAGAAAAUUCGCAGCCGGUCAUAAGGGAGGGAUCUAGCAAAGACUUUUCUGAAAUUAUUGCAAAAUGUUCAGAGCUAACCCCGUUAUCCGCAGCUUGCGCUCAGCCUUCAGAAAAUCUAUUUGAGGCACCAGCCAAUCAGCUCCCGCACACCCAUUUUGAGCCGACUUCCUAA